Messenger RNA from Pieris macdunnoughi, 12255 nucleotides. The record is from the annotation of a GenBank genome assembly. Lineage: Eukaryota; Metazoa; Arthropoda; Insecta; Lepidoptera; Pieridae.
AUGUUGGAAGGACUAGUAGCUUGGGUUCUAAACAAUUAUCUUGGAAAAUAUGUGGAAAAUCUCAAUACAGAUCAGCUGAGUGUAGCACUUUUAUCAGGUAAAGUUGAACUUGAAAACCUUCCACUUAAAAAAGAUGCACUGCGACAUCUGGGUUUGCCAGUCGAAAUAAAGGCAGGUUUUAUUGGGAAGGUCCAGCUCCACGUGCCAGUACGGCAAAUACGUUCUGUUCCAUGGCUCAUUGCUAUUGAGAAGUUGUACCUUGUUGCAGCUCCUGUUAAUUUGGAUGAAUGGGACAGUAACAUAGAAGCAUUGAUUGCUCAUGAGCAAAAGGUAUCUGUUCUUGAUGCACUUGAGGCACAGUGGCGGGCAGAACAUGAGGCCAAUGAUGGUGGUUAUUAUGCAACAUCCUACUCGUCAUGGCUCAAUUUUGGUACUGGUUUGCUGGCCAACAUUGUGGAAAAUCUUCAGUUAAAAAUCAACGACGUCCAUUUUCGUUACGAGGAUGCCCUUACAUGUCCGGGCCAAUCGUUCGCUUGCGGCUUCACGGCCGAAUCUCUGGCCGCAGAAUCUUGCGACGCAAAUUGGCAACGAGGCUUCACUCCGCUCUCCGAGCCGUGCUCCUUCAAAUUGCUCGAAUUAAAAAACUUGGCAAUCUACUGGGAUCCUAUGCCGGUUCCUUCGGGAAUGCUGGCGGAAUGUACAAUCGUAGAGCUUACCGAGCGCAUGUCCGGCACGUGGGCGUCGGCGCAUCGCUGGGUGCUACGGCCGGGCGGCGGCAGCGCACGAGUGCGCCGCGAGCGCACGGAGCAGCCGCUCAGGGACCGCGCCAGGCCGCGCCUCGUCUGCCAUCUCACCCUUGACGCCGUCCUGCUGCGACUCACCUCUCGACAAUACGGCGAGAUGUGGGGCUGCAGUCGUGGGCUGGAGCGCGUGGGCCGGAUCCGCGAGGCGAGAGUGUGGCGGCCGGCGGCUCCGCCCCGCGGUCACGCCCGUCUCUGGUGGCACUACGCCGUCAAGGCGCAUCUGCCGCACCACCGCUGGAUGGAUCCGAAACCGACGUGGGAAUCGUGCCUGGAGCGGGCGCGCGCGACGCGCCAGUACGUGGACAUCUGCGCGAGCACGCUGGCCGAUCCCGCCGCCACGCUGCAUCCCGACCGCAAGCGGGCCAAAGACGACUACGAGUGGGCGAACUCUCUCGCCGUGCUCCGGCCGCUCCGAGAGGUGGCGAUGCGCAAGGUGCCGAUGCGCAGCGCGGGCGGUGCGGAGGGUGGCGCGGGGCGCUCGGUGUUGGUGCGCUGGUUCCCGCAGUGGUGGGGUUGGUACGAAGGUUCGGAACCUGCGGCUCGCCUCGAGUCCGAAAUCCUGCACGUCAUCGCCGACUCGCUGGAAGACCCCGAGCUGUCGCGGCGCGACGCCCUCUCCGCCCUCUUCGAGUUCACGCUGCACGCCGGCUGCCUGGACGUGUGCGCCGACUCCGACGACGACGAGGGGUCUAGCGGCGUGGGUCUGGAGCUCCAGUUCAGUGCGGUGCGCGUGCGCGUGGAGUCGCGGCCGUUGUCCCUUCACGCGUCGCUCGGCGCAGUCUGCGUGCGAGAUCGCAUCAACCCGCGCACGCUGUUUCCCAUCCUCGUGGCGCCGCAGGGUACGAUCAGAGAGGGCUUGAGCGCGGCCAAUCCGACGACGACCGCCGCCGCCAGAUGGGGUGCCCCCCGUCCCCCCGACGACGACAAAGAGCCGCUCUUCCAGCUGACCUACGAAAGGCGACCGCUCGGCUUCAACUGCGAUCAUAAAUUGCGCGUCAAGUCGCGGUCGGUGGAGGUGGUGUGGUGCGCUUCGGCGGCGCGCUGGGCGGCGAGUUGGGCGGGCGCCGGUGCGGGAGCGGGCGGCGCCAUCGCUCACGUGCGAGAUCACACCCGUGCCACGCUGCUCAACCACUACGAGAGGCUGCUGCGCGCUCGACGCACGGGCGAGAGGCGGUCGUGGCAAGUGGAGCUGGACAUAUCGGCGCCGCAGCUGAUGUUCGUGGAGCAGCUGCGGUCGCGCGACGGCGGCGUGGUGCUGGUGGACUUCGGCCGGCUCCGGCUGGCGAACGCCGCCCUCGCCGACGCGGCCGUCGAGGAACCGCCGCGAGCGCAGCCCUUCGACGACGACGAAGAGACGUUCAUGACGCCGUGUUCGACCCCGCCGGGCAGCCUUUUGUCUCCGGGGUCGCCGCCGGACCCGCGCGGACCUCCGUCGCGUCCGCUCGACCCCGUACACCUGCACACCAGCCUCUACGACAGGUACAAAAUAGAGCUGAGCGACAUGCAGAUCCUGGUGGGAAGAGCGCGGGACAACUGGAAGUACGCCCACACGAAGGCCACCUCCGCGCUGCAUCUGUUGGACCGAUUCAGUAUAUCGCUGCAGGCGGAGCGGCGCGUCGUGGCCACGAGCGACCCGCAGUACCCGACCGCGGCGCUCUGCGGCUCGCUGCCCGCGCUCGUAGCGCAUCUGUCCGAGCACAAGCUGGCCGCGCUUCGCGCCGUGCUGGCCGCGCAAGCGGACCCGCCGCCGUCCUCUCACGGCCCGCAAGCCGCCAGAGCUCCUCAAUCAUUUCUCGAAGGUGACCCGGACGACGGCGACGGGGACGAAGAAAAGAGCGUGAGCUCCGAAACCGAGAGGUCCGAGUUUUCGUCGCAGAGUAACGCCACUCUCUUGGUGCUGCAGUUCGCCGUCGAUCAGCUCUCCGUAGAGGUGCAGUCCCGAGGCCGCAGCAUCGCGGAGGUGCAGGUGUGCGGCGUGCGGCUGGCGGCGGGGCUCGGGCCGGGCGAGAGCUCGCUGUCGCUGUCCGUGCACUCCCUUCUGCUGGUGGACGCGCUUCAGACCUACGGUCCGGACUUCGAGCUGCUCGUCGCGAGCCAUCGUCACGUCGGAAUGGACACAACUUCGGGUAGCAUCCGGGGCUCGGAGCCCACGUCUCCCACUUCUCCCGCUUCGCCCGAGACGCGAGAGCCGCCCGCCGCGCCUUCGCCCUCGGACCUGCAUCGCGCCUUAUACUCGCUCCACGACACCUAUACCGGGGCGACCAGUCCUUCAGGAGCCCGGGGCUUCGAUUGGGACCCGAGGGCUUCGGGGAACGCUCGGAGUUCCGAAGGUCCCGCUUGGGUGGCGCCGGGCGUCGUAGACUCGGAGGCGCUCAUCGCGGUCGAACUGUGUGUCGUCAGAGGCGAAGGGGGCUCCGAAGACCUGAGGAUCGCUAAUAUUUUGUUUAACAACUUGGACGUCAUCGCUAACCAGGAGACGAUCGUGGAGUUGAUCGGGUUCGCGCACCGCGUGGCAGGCGCCACUCCCGCCUCCGCCCCGGCCCCCGUUCCGCCGCAGACGCGAUUCGAGCCCACCGGCGACGAUCUCGAGGUGGGCGUCCGCACGGAGAUCACCUUUGACUUCCACCGGUUGGGCGUUUUGCUGCUUCGAGCUGCGGUGCGCGAGGGCGCCGUCGUCGCCAACAAGAUCGCCACAGCCACGCUCGGGGACGCUCGAAUUCAGGCGACCUUGCACGGCUCUCUCGUCGAGGCCAGCGGAUCCCUGGGCGGCGUGCAGGUGGUGUCCCUGUCGGAGGGCGCCGGCCUACACUCGCGCAUCCUGUGCGCCGGCCGACCUCCGGCCGCGCCCCCGGGGCCCCUCGGGCCGCGCCAGCCCGACGCGCAGCCGGGCGAGGAGAAGGCGCUGCUCUUCACCGUAUCCAGAAACGUGCGUCCGCCGGAUCGCGACGAACUCCCCGUGGUGGAGGUGAGCCUGGAGGUGCGAGUGGCGAGCGUGUGGUACACGCACUCCGGGCCGCUGCUGCGCGAGCUGCAGAGCUGCCUCACCGAGUUCAAGCAGUACUUGGCGAACCUGGCGCGGUCUAUCCGCGCCGCCGCUGCCGAUAUGGCCAUCGGCCUCGUGCACCCGAGAACAGAGUCUCUGUACGCCAACCCAAAGCUGUCUCAAUCCACGGAGGGCGUGUCCCCGCGGCGCCGCACCACCAGUCUGGGCUGCUCGCUCGACGAGCCUGACCGCGACACGCAACGAUUGGUUCUAAGGGUGUCGGUGUCGCUGGAGUCACCCGUGGCGGUCCUGCCGCGGUUCGCUCGCAGCCCGGAGGUGUUCGUGGCGCAUCUGGGCCGCAUGAGCCUCUCCAACGAGCCCGGAUCUCCGGGGGACACGAUGUACCAAGUGCGAGUGCGGGACAUCUCCUUGGUCUCGCUAGACGUUAGCGAACGGCUGAAGCGACAGGAGGCAGGCGGCAGCAUGCAGCGGCUGUACGAUUCGGAGGGCGGGAAGCCCGUACUCCACGACACGGCGCUUCAACUCGCCAUUACUCUCAGUAAGGAUGACGGGAAGCCACAGUGCGCCGUGGCCGGCGGUGUGGUUGGCGGGCUGCACGUGACGGCGAGUCGCGAACAGUACGAGCAGCUGCUCGACACCGUGCGCUGGAUAGCCGUCGACGCCCCCGACCGCCCCGACGAAGCUGCCGCCGACCGUGUACGAGAGACGAGCACGCUGUCGGAGCCGUCGGUGCCGACGCUGCGCCUGGACCCCGCGGUUCGCGCCGCCGUGCUCGCCGUCCCGCCCCCCGCGGCCGCUCCUUCGCCCGUCGCCUCGCACGCUCCGUACACCGUGACGUUCGAGUUGUCGACGUUCAUCGUGGAGCUCCGAGCCGAUCUGGGUGCGGGGGAGCGCAGUCUGGUGGCGCUCACGUUCCGGGAGUUCCUGCUGCGUCACGAGCGCCUACACCCGCACGAAACCGCCUUGCAGGUGUCUCUCUACUCGAUAACUAUGGAAGAUCUGACAAAGGAACCGGAUUCUCGGCACCGGACGCUAAUGGAGUCCCACUCUCCGCCGAUGCCGCCCAAAGCCGUGUUCGUGUCGAAGUCUUGCCCGGAUUUUUCGUGUCACCUGGCUUCGGCCGCCUCCGCUCUACCUCGACUCCGGCCCGAACGGCCGGUCAGGACGCCUUCCUUGCCUUCCGGCUUCAGUGUAGUCGACAAAAUGACUAAAAAGGAGCACUUGCGGCAGAAACAAGACAGCAAAUGCGGUCCGACUCCCCCGUGUUCGCCCGUGGAGGGCGUUCGGGACGCGGGUGGCGGGGCAGAUGAGGCCGAGGGGGAGAGAGAGGACGACAAUCUGGUGUGGGUGUCCAUACACACCCGGGAUCCGCAACAUCCGCUCUUCGACAGCCAAUUCGAUAAGGUUUCGAGAGUGACGAAAGUGGAAUUCAAUUGCCUCAAGUUGGUUCUCAGCAUCGACAGCUGGGUGGCUGUCCUGGACUUUUUCGGCGUAAACGAGGCCGAACGGGAUACUUCCGAGGUCGACGACAAUGGAAAAGACGUGGGUGACGACGCCGGCGACAAGGCGGCGGCUGCCGAAGCCGAGGGCGGGGUGUCGGAGACGGAGAUCCGUGUGCGCUCUCUGUCGGUGGUGGUGGUGGGGGCGCGGGGCGACGCCUGUCGCGCCUUGGUGUCGCGCGUGGCGGCGCAGGUGCGAGCGCACCGGGCGCCAGCCGAGCGGCACGUGCGGGCCUCGCUCGGCGCUUUGCUGGUCUCGGACUUGGCACCGCGGGCUCCCCUCUGGCGAGAUCGCCUCCGCACGAGGGCCGAGAGCGCGCUGACUCUGCACUAUCACCGAUUGAGUUCCGAAGGAGCCGGCGCGACCGGGUACGACACGAGUCUCGAGCUCGAGAUGGGUCCGUUGACGUACGUCCACACGCGCCGCUUCGUGUCCGAGUUGCAGGCGUUCGCGCGCGAUUUCAGUCUCUUGCGACACGUCAUCGUUCAGGCGCGGCGAAAGGUGUCCAGCGUCGCCCGCGACGCUUCCCGGUUCCAGCGCAUGUCGCUAAAGGUGCGCUGCGAGUCCCCGGUGAUCGUCGUGCCGGUGUCGGGGCGAAGCCGCUCGGCUCUGGUGGCCGAGCUCCGUUCGCUUCACGUCGACAAUCGCUUCGCACGCGCCGGAGACUCGGACACGGUCAGCGUCGUGCUAGACCCCGCCAGACCGGAACGAGAGCUGCUAGACGUGCGCGGUAUCCGCUUGGAGGGCGUGUCGGUGUGGUGCGCCGAGGGGGGGGCGGGCCGGGGCGGGCGGAUGCGUCGCUGCGGCCCGCCGCUGCUGCCGGCGCCGACGCGACUAGUCCUGCAGAUGGAGACCAACUGUGACGACACGCACAACGUGGCCGACGUGACGAUCCACGGCACUCUGACGACGUUACAAGUGUCGCUCGACGCGGCGCAGUACCGGCUGAUACGCGGCGUGCUCGCCCACAACUUGGGCGAAGCCUGCUCGGAGCUGGCGGCCGUCCCGGAGCCGGCGCCGCGACCGCCGCGAGGCGCCCGACGCACUUGGUCGCUGCGCUUGGAGUUGCAGAACGUGCAGGUGGAGCUGCGUCGGCCUUCGGCGCCGCCCUUGGCCUGCGUGCAUUUCAUCCGCUCGCGGCUGUUGCUCGACACCUACUCCGACACCAGUCAGGACGUAGACCUCGUGUCGCAGGAAAUCCUGGUGAGCGACAGCCGCUACGGCAGCGAGCCGGCCAACCGGAGAGGCAACGUCUUCAGCCGCAUCGUGCAGCCGCAGCCCGACCAUCCGCACACCGUCCAGGCCGAGCUGCACGCCAGAAAACGUCCAGAUUCUUCUGCGUACACGAUAAUGGUAAACAACAUGCGACUGAUGGCGAUCCUCGACUGGUGGGAGGCGGCCCACCAGUUCAUCAUGCAGCCACCGCCGCCGCCGGCGGAUCCCGACCAUCUGCACUUUGAAGAGUCUGAAUUUGGCCCGGAGCUCGAAGGAACCGCUAACGCAGUCAAGCGCGCGACUCGCGAGGUCCCCGAACAGAUGGAACUCAAGCUGAACGUGACCGAUUCACAGCUCGUGCUCGUCGAAGACGCCUCCGUCUGGGACACCAACGCCGUCAUACUAAAGAGCACGACAGUGAUAACGUACCGCGACGGCGACUCGGGACGGGGCGUGGUGUGCGAGGUGAGCGAGCUGGAGGUGUUCUCGUGCGUGCUGGGGAUGGAAGACGAGACGGCGCUGGCCAUCUUGGACCCUGCCGCGCUGCACCUGGCGCUGCACGACGACGCGGCGCUGCACGUGGACAUGGGUACCGUCAACCUUCGGCUGUCGUACCACGACAUGCGCAUGUUCGCUGCGAUGCUGCAAUCGCUGCCGGCCCAGGCUAGAUUGGCGCUAUCGGAUAAGACGGAGGCGGCCGUGUCGUCGGACGAGCCGGCCAACAGCGUGCACAUGCGCGCGGGCACCUUGGUGGCGCCGCGCUGGCUGCGCUCGCGAUCACGCUCGCCGCCCGCGGCCGUGGAGCCCGAGCCGCAGAGACCGCUGCGGUCCCUACAGGUGACUGCCGACUGUGUGACUUUGUGCGUCAUCGACGACUGCUUGGACUCGGACGUGCCGCUGCUCGAACUCUCUCUCGCCGAUCUGCAGCUCGAACAAGACUUGAGAGGUGUAGAAGAAUCGUUCGAAGACCCUCUGCUGGUAUCGACUCCGUCGAGCCCGACGAGCACGGCGCUAGUGGAGGUGCGGAGGCCCGCCGCGGGUGGGGGGAGGCUGAGGGCGCUGCUCACCCUCGACUACUACAACAGGAUGCUCUCGGGCUGGGAGCCCGUGGUGGAGCCCUGGAGGUUCGAGGGCCGCUGGGAGUACACGUUGUCGAGCGCGCUGUCCUUGCGGCGGCUGCAAGUGGAAGUUUCGUCCUCCGAGAUCCUCGACACCAACGUCACUUCGGCGCUCAUCGACCUGGUGCGGCUCGUGAGGACCAACUGGACCGCCGAUUACUACGCUCCCCAGGGCUCCGGACCGGCCGAUCAAUCGCCGAAGAGCAGCCCUGCCGGACAUCGACGCCGGUCGCCGUUCGUGCCGUACGCCUUGCGCAACCUCACCGGCCUGCGGCUUUGGUUCACCACUCUCACCACCGCUUCGGACGAGUUACGCGAGGGCGGAGAGGCGGCUCCGUUUUCGGGACCGGACGACUCGUGGGUGAGCGUGCGCGCCGGGGACACGGAGCCCUUCUCGUUCGGAGCUCGACGGGGUCGCGCCCGGGGCGCUCCCGCGCCGGGCCCCGCGGGCCCUUCGACUCUCGCCCCGCUGCAUCGCCUCGUCGUCAGAGUGGACGGCUGGUCGCCGCUGGACCCGGUGUGCGUCGACCGCGUCGGCGUCUUCUUCAGGCUCGUCACGCACAACAAAUCCGGAGGCGAGGCGCGUCUGGUGCUGGAGGUGUCGUUGGAGGGGUCGGCCCGUAAGCUGGUGACGGUGCGUUCCGCGCUCUGUCUGCGCAACGACCUGCCUCACCCGGUCGACGUGCGUCUGCAGCACCCCGGUCCGCCCGCGCACGCGCACGGCGAGUGGGGCGCCUCGGGGUCCGGUCGCAAUGCACAAGUGGCGGCGGGCGGCUGGUGGGCGGCUCCGCUGAGCGAGCGCGACGGCGUGCUGUGGACGAGGCCGCUGGUGCGCUCCGUGCGGCCGCUCUCCCCCGCGCCCCUCGACUGGCGCGCCGCGUCCUCCAGCCCGGCCCUUCUUCACUACGAGUGCCGCGCGCCUCACGACUACGUCUACAGGUUCUGCUGCGUGAUCGUCCGCGAGCGGUUCCCGGCGGAGCGGGGCGAGCCUCUGGCGGGGCACACGCUGCGGCUGGUGCCGUCGCUGCGCGUCGAGAACCUGCUGCCCGUGGAGUUGCAGUACCGCGCCGGCUCGCUCGCCGGCACCCUGGCCGCCGGCAUCACCGAACCCGCCCAUCGGGUCGACGUGGUAGAAGGCGUGGAAGUCGCCGUGAAGCUGGAAGGGUUCGGCUGGUCGUCGCCGCUGAGCGUGGGCGGGGGCGCGGACGGUUCCUUUUCUGCGAGACUCAAACUGCGAGACACGAAAGGCAGGAGGCUCUAUCUCAACGCACGCGUCACCGUGAAGAAGACCGACGGAGUUAAGGUGUCGAUAUCGGCGGCUUACUGGCUGGUGAACCGUACGGGGCUACCUUUGGUGUUCCGGGCGGAAGGCGGCGGAACGGAGGCGGCGGGGCAGUUCGGCGAGCACGAGGUGGCGCGCAUGGUGGCACCGUUGCCCUUCGCUUUCGCCGAUGGAGACGGACCUACGCUCAGCGCGCGCCUCGGCACCGCCGUCGUAGCCAACCCCGAGUGGUGCUCUCCGUUCGGGCUGGGCCCGGGCGUCACGGUGAAGCGACUGGAGGGGCGCGGCGCUGGGGGCGAGGAACGCGCCUUCACCGUGGGCGUGAACGUGCGCGCCGCGCGAGGCCGCCAUCGACGCACCGACGUCGUCACCUUCACGCCGCGCUACCAGAUUCACAACAACACCUCGCGCACGCUGCAGUUUGCGCAGAAGUGCAGCGCGACCACGCUCACCGACCCCGGCGCGGCGGCGACCCACGUCCUGGCGGUGGCGGGCUGCUGUCUGCCGUGGCACUGGGCGCGCUGGGACCGCUCGCCGUUGCUGUGCGCCAGGGUGCUGGCCGCGGCCACGCACGAGCCGCUCACCGCGUGGAGCGGAGGAUUCAAGAUAGACUCGCCGAGGAGCCUACACGUAGCGUGCAGGGAGAGCGGGGGCUCGUACCAAAUAAUGCGCGCCGAGGUGGUGCGACAGGGAGCGGCGCUACUCGUGGCCGUGUCGGACGCCGAGUGCGCGCCGCCGCCGCUGCGCAUCGACAACUACUCGCCCGUGGCCAUCAUGUACCAUCAGGUGGGGUGCGCAGAAGAGAGCGUGGUGCGCUCGGGCGGACGGGCGCGCUGGGCGCUGCCCGAGCCGGAGGGCGAGCGGGGUGUGGCGCUGCGGGCGCCGGGCGGCCCGCGUCUCACGCUGCCGCUGGACGCGCUGCACUCCACGCACGCGCUGCUCUACCAGAACUUCAUCUACGUGUCGUUCGCGGCCACCGCGCCCGUCGACGCCGCCCUGCCCGCCCGCGACGCCCCCGAGCUGGUGCUGGAGGUGCCGGUCGGCUCGACCCGCGUCCACCUCGCUCCCAAGCGCCACGGAGACAGGUCUCAACUGUGGCGUCGGGGUCCUAACGGGCAGCUGAUCCACGAGGGCAGUUCGCCGCCGCAGCCCACGGACGCCCGAUUGUCGGACGAGACCACCGUCUCGCCUCACGUUAUGGUGCUGGACAUCGAGGGCGCGGCGCCUCGGCCGGGGCUCAAUUCGGCGUUGGUGCUUCGACGGGCGGACGGACGACGGGCGUCGACGCAGGCCUGGCGGCUGCUGCCCGACGGCCGCAUGGCCUGCGCGCACAGAAACCUCUGCGUGCAGCCCGUGGGCGGACUCAUGGCGCUCGCCCCGGGUAGCCGCGUAGUGCUGGGGCUGAGCGGCGGACGAGAGGGCGCGGCCGUGUCGGGCGAGCAGCGCGUGCGCUGGCGCACCCUGAGGCCCGGCUCCGGCCGACUCAGCGUCACGCUCGCCGCGGACGGGCCCACUCGGCUCGUUCGCAUCGUCGACACCGUCGCCACGGUAACGCUCCGUACGCCGCGUAUAGAACUGGACGUUCGCGAACGUUCUUCGUCGAUCCUAAAGCUCGAUCGCCGGCAGGAACCGCCGCCGCCGAUGGAGAGCCUCGCGGAAGAGGAGCGGGAGGAGCGGAGCGAGGCGGGGUCGGCGUGGGAGUGGGGCGUGAGCGUACGCCUAGAGGGCGUCGGCGUCUCUCUGGUGUCGCGGGCCGAGUUGCUAUACGCUCACUUCGCGACCGUACGCGCAGACUUCGGUCGGGACCGCGUCGCCUUCCGUGUCGCGCUCUCCGUGCACGACAUGCAGUGGGAUAACCAGCUGCCGGGGACGCCGAGCCCGGUGUUGCUCUACUGUCUGCCGGAUCGUAACGAGAGCGGCGCGGCGCCCCUUCCCGCGCUGCACGCCGCCGUGGAGCUGCAGAGGGCGGCACCGGCCCGAUACAACGCGCUUUACUUCACGCACUUGCUGGUCGCUCUCCGACCCAUCGCCGUGCGACUGGAGGAGAGGUUGAUGCUACUGCUGUGGGAGUGGCAGGUGUCGGACGGCACCGAAGAGGAGGCCGCGGACGAGGCCGAGUGGGUGACGCCGGAGCACGCGCCGCUACACGCCACGCGCUACUACUUCGCGCUCAUCAAGCUGCUGCCCAGCCAGAUCCGCCUGUCGAUGUUCACGGCCAACAAGCUGGAGGGCGGCGCGGCGAGCCUGAAGCGGCGCUUGGGGCUCACGCUGAUCCGCUUCGAAGACGCGGCCGUGGAGUUGGAGCCGUUCCUGCGCGCGCACGCCUUCGACACGGCGCCGGCCCUGGCGGCGCAGGUGUCGCAGCACUUCAAAGACGAGCUAAAGUGGCAAGCCGCCAAAAUCUUGGGUUCGGUGGAUUUCCUGGGCAACCCGCUCGGCUUCGUCGCGGACGUCUCGGAGGGAGUUUCGGGUUUGCUGCUCGAAGGGAACGUGGCUGCGUUGCUUCAAAACCUGACCCACGGCAUAUCGAACUCCGCCGCGAAGGUCUCAGAGACGCUGGGCGACGGGCUGGAGCGCGUGGUCUGCGACGAGGCGCACGAGGAGACGCGCCGAAGGAUCCGCUCCGGCGCCGCCGGCUCCAGGGUCGCCGCGGGACUGCGCGGCCUCGGCCUCGGAAUACUCGGCGGAAUGACGUCGUUGGUGAAGCACACCUACGAGGGAGCGACGGCCGAGGGCCUGCCCGGGUUCAUAGCCGGGGUAGGCAAGGGCAUCGUCGGGACGGUGACGAAGCCCGUGAUCGGCGUGCUGGACCUGGCCGCCGAGACCGCCGCCGCCGUCCGCGACUCGAGCCGACGCGGUCUGCGCGGAGGUCGCGGCGCCGGUGGCGAACGCGUGCGUCCGCCUCGGGUGCCGGCCGCCGCCCUGCUGCCGCGCUACGACGCCGAGGAGGCGCGCGCCGCCGCCACGCUGUACGCGCUCAACGGCCAAGACCACUCGGAGCGGUUCCUGGCGCAUCGCAUCGUGCGCGACACGCCGCACGACAUCCGCGCGCUGCUCUCCGACUCCUACCUGCGGAUAUUCACCUGCAAGGGCUCCGCGCCGCAGAUCGUCAUGGAGACGCAUCUCGGAAAUCUGGUGUCGUGCUCGGCGGUGACGGCGGAGGGCGGUCACUUCGUGGAGCUGGGCGUGCGCGGCGCGGCGGCCGAGGGGCUGCGCAGGCCUCGCGUGCAGUGCGACUCGCGCGCCGUGGCCCUCUGGCUGGCUCGCCACGCCGCACACGCGCGGCAGCUGCACCACGACCGCACGCACACGUUGGCGCCGCUCGACCUUUAA